This is a messenger RNA of Trifolium pratense (red clover), 903 nucleotides long. RefSeq lists its product as uncharacterized. Gene Ontology annotation, molecular function: structural constituent of ribosome; small ribosomal subunit rRNA binding. Gene Ontology annotation, cellular component: ribosome. Lineage: Eukaryota; Viridiplantae; Streptophyta; Magnoliopsida; Fabales; Fabaceae. Gene Ontology annotation, biological process: translation. Bases 142 to 579 code for a protein of 145 amino acids. The record is from RefSeq and is a predicted model, not a curated record. The transcript has 3 exons.
UCAGCCUGCAAAAUUACACUCUUCUCUCUCUCUCUCUCUCUUCACACAAACAAAAGCAAAAGCUCGCACAGUCUCGGUCGUCGCCGUCUUGUCUCGCCGACGUUUCCAAACCUGUAGUGGUUGGAGGAAGAAGUCAAAACAAUGCCUCCUUAUGAUUGCAUGCUUCUAUUCAAGCCCACUGUUAAAAAAGAAGCCCUAAUCGGUUUAGUUGCAAGGAUUGGAAAACACAUCUGUAGAAGAAAUGGGGUUGUCACUGAAGUUAAGAGUUUCGGAUCAGUUCAGUUGGGCUAUGGAGUGAAAAAGCUUGAUGGCCGAUUUUAUCAGGGCCAACUGAUGCAAGUGAGCAUGAUGGCUACGCCAGAAAUCAACAAAGAGCUGCAUUACCUAAAUAAGGAAGACAAACUACUGCGUUGGCUUCUGGUUAAGCAGCGUAACACAAAGUUUGGGCUUGAGUUCAUGGAUGAUGAAGGUAGACUGGAGCUAAGCAGAUUCCCUAGUAAACCUGAUGAUGAGGAUGAUGAUGAGGAUGGCGAUGAUAAAGAAUAUGAAGUGAAUGAAGAAGAAAACAAAGUGAACUAAAAGAUGGUUGUAUUUAGUUUGUUUCCAUUAGGAGAGGAUAAAACCAUUGUGCUUCACAGGUGCCAAACAUAUGCUUAUUGAUAGUGCUACAUGACAAUCAGACAUUAGUGGCUCCAAGAUUUUGAUUAGUAAACUGCAUGUUGCCUCUUGAUAUUAGACAAUAAAUUUUUUGUAACUGGGUGAAAUAGUUUAUUUACAAAUGUUUAUCUUUGAACAUUUGAGCACAUGGUAUGUGAAUAUUGUAAGCUCUCUGAUGUUGAGUUUGAUUCCCAGCGAUAAAAAGAAAAAAGUUGGAGCACUUGAGUUCUUCGACUCCUCGCAGCA